This is a messenger RNA of Esox lucius (northern pike), 592 nucleotides long. RefSeq names its product LIM_TLP_like domain-containing protein. NCBI's taxonomy places the organism in Eukaryota, Metazoa, Chordata, Actinopteri, Esociformes, Esocidae. The record is from RefSeq and is a predicted model, not a curated record. The transcript is spliced from 4 exons. The coding region runs from base 147 to 392 and encodes 81 amino acids. Gene Ontology annotation, molecular function: zinc ion binding. Gene Ontology annotation, biological process: regulation of gene expression; intrinsic apoptotic signaling pathway in response to DNA damage.
CACACACACACACAUACACACAUACAUACUCUCAAACAAUCCCUCCAACACAAUCUAGUCACUCACUUUCUCUCUCCUAACAGUUACACACGCUCUCUACACACACUUGCUAGCUACGCCACAUAACCUUGUAAGUAUCACCUAUCAUGGUGGGCUACUGUCCGAUCUGUGGGAAGCCUGUCUACUUUGGUGAGAAGAAGAGGUCGUUAGGGCGGGACUACCACCCUCUGUGUCUGAAGUGCCAAAACUGUAAGAGACAACUGACCCCAGGACAACAUGCAGAGCACGAAGAGAAGCCGUACUGCAGCAACUGCUACAUGAAGAAGUUUGGCCCCAGAGGUAACAGAGGACUGAUGUCGUCUAGUCGCAGUUCAGCCUCAUCUACCUCCUAGGAACAGGCCUGACCAAAAAACAAUCAAAGGACAACCAGCAGGCCAUCAUCAAAGCUCAAUAUUAAACCAGCCAACACUCAACUAGACAUCCAACUCAAUAUUUAUUUGAUCAACUAUUUUGCUCACUGUAAAAGUUGACCUAUUUCACUCUUCUGUAGACUUAAACUGUUGUAACUGAAUAAAACAGAAGCAACCACACC